This is a messenger RNA of Mizuhopecten yessoensis (Yesso scallop), 10037 nucleotides long. RefSeq names its product protein zyg-11 homolog B-like. The coding region runs from base 177 to 2408 and encodes 743 amino acids. The record is from RefSeq and is a predicted model, not a curated record. Gene Ontology annotation, cellular component: Cul2-RING ubiquitin ligase complex. The transcript is spliced from 13 exons. Lineage: Eukaryota; Metazoa; Mollusca; Bivalvia; Pectinida; Pectinidae. Gene Ontology annotation, molecular function: protein binding.
UUCACAUCCGGGAAGGAAAGGGGAAUGUCACGUUUCUAAAAGCUUGUUUUUAUAUGAGUUUGGUGUUUUAUGGAGAACAAGAGAUGGAAUGUCAUCAGAUUUAUGACUUACCGACUCUGAUUUGAGGUGAACAGCUUGCGUAAAUAGAGUUUUAUCUCCAUAUACCAGCUAGAGAGAUGUAUGACACACCAGUCAGCCUGCAAAACUGCUGCGUUGAUUUUAUAUGUGACAAUUUGUCAACGCUAUGCUUGGCCUCAGCUGAAACCCCACUAAAACUUGCAUUCAAAGAUUCAGAUGUGUAUUUCCAUGGGGACCUUUCGGAGCAGCUACUACACAGUCUGUGUGAGAAAGGAAAGCUAACGGAUGAAACACUGAGUUUAUUUGAUCCAAAUGUCACCAAUCUGAAACGUGUUUGUAUACACGACGCACAACUGACCACCAAAGGUCUGAGGACGUUAAAAACACAUCGUAUUUCAGAAUUGGAAAUCACAGGACUUAAGAGUGUAACGGUGAACGAUGCAAUAGGAUGUCUAGGAGAGUGGGCUUUGUGUAAUUUACGAUCUCUGAAUGUUUGCAAUAGUACAUUUCUGAACAGUACAAAAUUCUGUGUGGUUGUUUCUUUGUCGAAGUUGAGAAAUCUGCACAGUUUGAAUGUAAGUCGAACUGAAUUCAACAAGCAUGGCCUGGAGAUUAUAGCAGAGGACUUGCCAUGCUUAGAGAGCUUGGACAUCUCAUGCACACAGAUAAAUGAUAUUUCACCACUCAGGAAAUGUAGAGACCGGUUAAAAUCUCUGUCAAUGUACAAUUUACGGGCGGCCAACAAAGAUGAUGUGGUUCCUGUAUUGUAUGACCUUACCAAGCUUGUCCACCUGGAUGUGUCCGAUGAUUCUGUGAUAACUCCAGUCCAGCAUACUUUCAUGGGCGGUGAUUCGCAUGCUAAAUUCCCAAUACAGGAUCUUUUGGAAAAAUCUAACUGUCUGCCAUACUUGACCUCUCUGGAUAUCUCAGGAAAAGAGGGAGCUGCUGAAAAUACAUUGAGGAGGUUUCUAUCUGAACACAAAAAUAUAAAAUUCCUUGGAUUGGCACGGACCACGUAUUGUGAGAUGCCGAUGUUCUGUGAUGACGACCGUGCCGAUUUCUCCUGUGAUAUUGUGAUAAGUGGUGACGCUAAUGAACGACAGGUUCUUGAGGCUCUGAGGCGAUACGUCCAGCGUGUUGUGUAUGUACAGAAGUCACUGUACACGCUGUUUAGACUUACACAGGCCAUGGAAGAGCCUAGAGAAGACAUUGUCAGGCUUGUCCUGCCAGCGAUGAAGAGCCACCCUAAACAGUUAGGGGUACAAAUGGCAGCCACAGCCUGUCUGUACAACCUGUCCAAGGGCGACAUAGGCAACAAAGUCCACCCGUCUUGUCUCAAGCAUGUGGUCAACUUGACCUUGCUGUCCAUGGAUAAUUUUCCCAAUCACCAACAACUUCAGAAGAAUGCUCUCCUCACCUUGUGUAGUGACAGGAUCCUACAAGAUGUGUCCUUUGACCGUUAUCGCUGUGCCAAGCUGGUGAUGGAAUGCCUUUGUCAGUUUGAUGAUCCUUCCAUGAAUCGUAUGUCUGUUGCCAUCUGCUCAAUUCUUGCUGCCAAAAUCUCCACAAGCCAGACAUCUCUUUUGGGAGCAAAGACCAAGUACAUGCAGAAAAUGCUGGAUCUAGUCCGACUGAAAGUACAGGCCCGGUCCAUAGAUAUCACCCUCAAGUUCACUCUCAGUGCUCUGUGGAAUUUGACAGACGAAUCUCCUCCUACCUGCCGUGUUUUUCUCAAAGAGAAAGGACUGGACCUGUUUAUGGACACCCUAAUGGUUGUAAUGGAUAUGGAGAGAGAUGUUAGGGUCCAAGUGGAGACAAAGAUACUAGGACUUCUGAAUAAUAUUGCUGAAGUUCGAGAACUGAGAGGAUUCCUGAUGCGGACCGAUUCCUUAAUCUUGUUGAAGAAACUGAUGCAUGCAGAGCAGAUUGACGUGAGUUACUUUGCCGCAGGAAUCAUUGCUAACUUGGCUAGCGAUGGUGCAGAGGCCUGGCUCGUGUCCUCCACAGACCGCGAGGAGAUCCUCGGAGAGCUGGGAGAAGUUGUUUUAAAAUGGGAGCAGCCUAAAGGUGAAAUGGUAGCCUACAGGUCCUUCAAACCGUUCUUUCCACUAUUGCGAUGUUUCUCGGUGCCAACAGUACAGCUCUGGGCCGUCUGGGCUAUACAGCAUGUCUGUACGAAAAAUGGGGAUCGCUACUGUUUGAUGUUAGAAGAGGAGGGCGGGUCAGAAAUUCUCCAGCAGCUGAUUGAAAAUCCAGAGACCAACAGCGAUGUAGCAGCCAUUUCAAUAAACAUAAUAGAACUUAGCAUAGAAAAACGAGGAAACCAAUGAUGGGACAGGCUUUUAAAACAGGAACUCUUUCUUUGUCCUUCACUCAUCUUCAUAUGACAUACAAGUUUAACAUAUAUAUUAGCAGAAUACCUGAGCAAAUCCCUUACAAUUAGGAAUCUUGUAGGAUUGGUACCUAAUUCUGUCUGUAUGUAGUUUCUGUAAAAUUGUAAAUCCUGAAAAUCAUUCAAUAAUACAAGUCAAAUAUAAAUAGACAUCCAGCAGUGUGGCCUGUAUAAAAUUUAUGGUUUCUAGAGAAGGGGCCAAUGCCGAAGCAGGGAUUGUUUACUAAACUAUUCUUAUCUCAAAAAGUGCAAUUUAGUUUAUAACUUAUGUAGUUGAUAUGAACGUUAAGUAAGUAUUAAUUUUGACAACAUUUUGGCCUGGUCCUACGUAAGCCCUAAUAGAAUCGCAUACUACGACAAAGAUUCCCCAAAAUCUUAAAGUAAGAAAUAUUUGUUUCAUUUAUAGUUACAAAAUAUGCUUACCUGGUUUUUCAGUUAAAUCUCACAGUAUAGAAUGAUAUUUGAUUUUAUAUAUAAUGUACUGAUGAACUGUGAGUUAAAAUUUUACAAAAUUCACUGGUCUGUGUAAAAUAGUUAAUUAACACAGGAAGCGACUUGGAUUUUCUCCCAUUAUUCUGGAUAUAGACUCUAAGAAAUGUGUGUUUUUUCCGGGUCAUGUAUAAAGGUGAAUGAGAGCGGUGAACAGUUCCUCGUUUCAAAUUGGCGGUGGAUGUUUGGAACAUUCCACCAAUGUCUUGAUUUACUUUCAGUUUGUUUAGAGCUACAGCGUUUCCAGUAUAACAGAAUGUUAAUGUGAUGUUGUUGAUCGGCACACCAGCUUACUAGUCAGGCUUUUUGAAAUUGUGCCAACAAAUUGACUAAUGUUUUCACAAGUAACGUGGCAUCUGACAAAAGGCCUCGGUAUAUACCCAGUUGCUCUUUAUUAAGUGUUUUUAUUUUCUGAUCCCAUGUUACCUAGGAAAGCUGAGGGUUUCAGCUUGCAUAACAAAAUGUGUUGAAGGCUUGUUUAUUAGGAUAUAUGUGGCACACGUAACGUACCAGUAUCUUACUAACACCUAAACCUUGAUAUGUUUCCAAGGAUUUGGUACUUUGUUAAAUUGGAUGUUGCAAGUUUGUUAAGAUGUUGUUACCAGUGCUACUGUUUUGUAAUUGGAAAUAUUGUAAGCAUUGUAAGCUUAAUUGGAAAUAUUGUAAGCUUAAUUGGAAAUAUUAUAAGCUUUAACAAUGUAUAGGAUUUUAAAAAACAAACAGAUUUGACAAUUUGAUAUACCCGGUACAUACUUAUAAAACAUAUAAUAUCAUUCUGUCAUGAACAUUAAAUAAAAAAAAUAAAAAAAGGAUGAAGCAUGAAAAAACAUUUGCUUUAAUUUAUAGUUAUAUUACUUUUGAAAGGAGAAAUACAAAAAUAUGUGUGUUUCCAGUAACAGCUUGGGAGAGUAAGCAAGGAUAGGCUCGCAAAUAUUUUCAUUUUAAAAGUUCCUUGUUUGGCUUAAGAAUUUUUUUUUAAGAAAACAUUGUAAAGAUAUGGUCAAAAUGUGAUCUCCAUGCAUCCUUAUAUAUAAUUGAAAUAUUGUAACUUACAAAACAAAUAAGUAUAUAAAGACAUAUCAGAUGGAUCCCACAAUACCAAUCCUUUUGAUCAACAUGAAUGAAAAAUUGUUCUGCUAUGACUGAUUUUGCUACAAAAUGUGUAUUUUAUAGUGAUUUAUAUAUGAAAUUGGGGUUCAUUAAAUCAUCAAAAUCCAUGCUUGUGUAAACCAUAUCCAUCCCAAUAAGUGUCCUGGGUGCCUAGCAAUGUGUGAAGAUAAUGAGGAUUGUAACACCUUCCAAAAGUCAGAGAAAAAGAAAAAACAUAUAGAUUCUAUUUUUUCUUUUUCUUAACAAGAAAAUCUGUAAAUUAUGGUCAAAAGAAGAAACAAACCUGCAGAAGUUUAGGGGACACUUACAAAAAAGAUGGGGAGGGGGUGGUAUUAGGUUUAAUGUGUCUGGUUUUAGUCCUUUGGGAGGGGGUGGUAUGAGGUUUAAUGUGUCUGGUUUUAGUCCUUUUUGCAAAAGCACACUGUGCAUGAUAAGAAUUUCUUUCGUUAAUAUAUCAUUGCUGAGGAUAUAUCGCAUUAAAACUGACAUAAAUACUUUCAGGGUAGUGUCAUACAUUUAGGGUAGGUAAUGUAGGGUUAUCAGAGACAGGGUUUUUUAAGGCCUAAGAUUGAUUGAACUAAAAAUGUUAUAAACAAUUGCCAUAUGAUAAAUACCUCUGAGUGUUAACAGUUUUACUAAUGUUUAUAUGUAUCGAUGUAAGACUGGUGUAAACGUGAUCAGGGAUUUUUGUUGAUUUAUUUCAGUUUUAGUUAUCUGUGUUUUAGUUGUACAUCUGUGUACAGUAUUAACAAUUGUGUUUUAUCAGCUGUUGGUAAGUGUCUAUAAACUCAUAAUCAAUAUGUAAUAUAUUUGUAAGAAAAACUUUGAAUGAUAUAUAUACCUGUCCCACAAAUAAAAAGAAAAUUUAAAUCAAAUGCAGUUUUAUAUAUACAUAUGUAUAUGUACCUGUAUUGGGUUGUUUUUUUCCCCAACUUGGAAAUGAAGUUUUACUAUGGCCUAGAUGUUGAUGUGUAGACAUACCAUCAGUGGAACAAUGAGAAAGAUUACAACAAUGAACCAUCAGUGGAACAAUGAGAAAGAUUACAACAAUGAACCAUCAGUGGAACAAUGAGAAAGAUUACAACAAUGAACCAUCAGUGGAACAAUGAGAAAGAUUACAACAAUGAACCAUCAGUGGAACAAUGAGAAAGAUUACAACAAUGAACCAUCAGUGGAACAAUGAGAAAGAUUACAACAAUGAACCAUCAGUGGAACAAUGAGAAAGAUUACAACAAUGAACCAUCAGUGGAACAAUGAGAAAGAUUACAACAAUUAACAAAACAACAAACAAGGAGAAACACUGAACAAAUAAGGAGCACAGAUAUACUGGGUACUUGUGUUGAUCAAAGUUUCCUUUUUUCAGGGGAGGUAAUUAUAAUAUAAGGAGCACAGAUAUACUGGGUACUUGUGUUGAUCCAAGUUCACUUUUUCAGGGGAGGUCAUUAUAAUAUAAGGAACACAGAUAUACUGGGUAUUUGUGUUGAUCAAAGUUCACUUUUUCAGGGGAGGUAAUUAUAAUAUAAGGAGCACAGAUAUACUGGGUACUUGUGUUGAUCAAAGUUCACUUUAUCAGGGGAGGUAAUUAUAAUAUAAGGAGAACAGAUAUACUGGGUACUUUUGUUGAUCCAAGUUCACUUUUUCAGGGGAGGUAAUUAUAAUAUAAAUAGACAACAUACAAAGAGUUUUGAUUAAAUCAUUAAGCGUAAAAUUAAACUGGCAGUCUUCUUUUUUUAAAUGAAGUUCUUGCAAAACAUCUUGAGACUUUAAUGUUUGUGCUUUGUCUUCAAAUAGUUGCAUCAAUGCAUUUAAGAGUUUUUAAAAGUUCUACAAAAUGUCUUUGUUUGAAAAAAAAUCAUUUACUUUUCAUUGAGCAAUUCAUGGUUUUAAUUAUGUCAGCUGUGAUUAUUAUACAGUGAAAGUAUGGGUUUGAGGGAUAUAGCAAGUUUCUUGUUCCGGAGACCACAUAUGAUUGUUGGCAACCAGAAACUUGCUGGAUUUCAAACUCCUAUAUUUAAAUUGUUUCUUCAUACUAAUGCAAAAUGCAAGUCAUUGUUUAUAAAGCAAAUUCCAGCUUCAAUUUCUGAAAACCUUUGAAAAGCCCUGUCUAAACGUUGGGGUAAAGUCAAUCUCUGCCUACCUCUCAUCAUUAGGUUUGUCAUUUCUGUGAGGAAGUUACAGAAAUUGCCAAGGAUAUUAAUUUGCAUCUUUAAACUCUUGAGAGAGUGAGUCUGUACCCCCAGCAACUUCCAAGGGAGGUAGUCAGCAGAGGUGUUUUAGUUUUUGGACUAACACAUGGUUGAUAUAGGACUAAUGCCCUAGACAGUAAAGUCAAAAGUUGGGAAAUCAUAAAGUAAAUUUAACUAAUUACUUUAAUAUCACAUGAAUAAAAUAAAUAUAUCAAUAUUUGUUACAUAUACUAUAUAUGACCUGAUAAAGGAUAUUGAGAUACAUGAUCAAAUUCUAUUCAGUUGCUGCCUUUAAUAAGACGGCAAAAUAUAUUGGUUUGUUAUGUUGUUGUAAUUAAUAAGAUAUUAUUGGCCAACAUUUGUUAUCAGUAUAAUAAUCAUAUACCUUAUAUGUAUUAGUCUGUGUAAAUGUGUUAACAUUUUUGGAAUGUAAAGAAUUGUUUGUCAAAUGUAGAUUAUUAUUAUAUACUAAUGUUAUUGCAUGGUUGAAAGUUCUAUCUUGUUUUGAGUAAUUGUGUUGUUGUGUUAAUGUUUUUAAAAAAAAAAUCUAUUUUGUCAUCUGAAGUCCGUAACAACUAUGUAGUAUGUGUGGUUGAUGUUUAAAGUCUUCAUGACUUGUUGUCUUAACUAAUCCAUGUUUUGGUUUUGUAAAGCAUUGUUUUUAUGAUUGAUUGGCCAGUUUGAUUAGGUAGAAUGGCAUAUUUCUUCACCUCUUUGGUAUAGUACAAUAGCCGUUGAGGUCAAGGUUAGUGUUUCUUUAGAGGUCGUAUUUUGACCUUGACAUUUAAAAAGAUAUUAAACCCCAAAGUAGCACUGGUCAUGGUUUGUGUUUCUUGUAAAAAGAGAUUACUGUAUUCACUGUUAUUAGUGUUCAAAGUGCCAAAAGAAUUUACAGAAAGUGGGGUGUUUAUCGGGUAUUAAGGUCAUCAGUUAUGUCGGUAAAGAGUUUAGUGUGAAUAGGAGACCUUACUGUCAUAUCUGUCGACUACUGAAUGUAGAUUUUCUACCACUUUUUCAACCUGACUCCUGUCUGUUAUAUGAGUAAAUAUGAAACUUCAUCUACAGGGCAAUCAGGAUGGGGUUCGGGGGCAUAUAAAUCAUGUCAUUAAGUGCAGAAAAUGGGGAGGAAGGCUAAUUAUAGCAAAGACGGUAGAAGGUACAAGAUUAACAUCCAGUUUAGCAUUUGUCUUAAAGUCAUAGAUCAUCAUCAAUGCUUGUUUGGGGUUAAAGGUGCAAAGGUCAUUGCAUUGUUGAGUGGAAGGUCAAGGUCAAUGCUUUUUUCUGUGAUCAUGGGUAGGACUUUGUGUUCCAAAGACUGUUAAUGGAAUGUAGUUUACAAUAUGACAUGUAAUAUUUGCCUCGCUAAAAUUUCGUCUUCUGGUGUUUAGAAACAAUUAACCCAGUGUUUAAUUUACCCAUGACUAGUAACUAUGUAUUCACUCAUAUGUAUAAUAGGUUUGUCCUGCUUAGAAUUAUUCUCUUAUUCAGGAGAAAAAUUAGGCCAGACGUUUCCACUUCACAGUGCUGUCUUUCUACUCGAGAGAUUGCCUAUACAAGGUACAUUAUUAUGUUUAGUUUUUUAUCUGGGUACUUAAAACAUAUCCAGGCCUCUUGUUAUCUGGGUUAAAUGUUUCAUCAAGAGAUUUGUCAUACUGUAGAAUGAUAGUCCACUUGAAUAUCUUUGCACUUUUUUUGUGAUAGUGUUUAUGUAUAUCAUUAAAGAUGUGAAAUAUGUUCUAAAUAUCUUAGAUAGCUUUCCUUUAUAGAACUUUGUGAACCAAUUAACUUUGGUAAAACAGAUUAUUGGAGUAUAUACUAUUAUAUUGUAAUAACAUUUGUCAAAACUAAAUAUACCUCAACUGGUAAAAUGAUUGUCUUUCUUUUCUUCACUUUACAGUCAAUUUGAAGGAUCCCUAUCCCAUUGCUAACAAAACAUUUGAGAAUUUCUUGGUUUGUAUUUUUGUUUACACAGUAACCUCCCCUUAAUUUUAUUUAGAAUACACCUGUAGCACAACGAGGUCCGGGUACUUCUGUCCGCUUGGUAGCUCAGCUGGUUAGAGUGACAGAUAUGAUUGGAGGUCCAGGGUUUGAUUCCCGGAUUGGCACUAUUGUGUUUUUACGCUCAGAACAAUGGUGUUAAAAGUACUUUUUACUGAAUUUUGUUCCCAUUAAUUUCUAUAAGAUUUGGUUUUGUGUCGAAGCUGUAACCAUGUUGGAAAGAAAACUCAUAGUAAGUUUGGGGAAACAGCAAUGUUUUAUACAUGUCUCAACUGAAUGGUGGUACCUGGAGAGUAUAUGUUUCCCUCAUUUUUGAGUCACAGGCUGUCUGAUAUAGCGCAUGUUUUGUAUAGAAGUAUCAGCCUUAGUCUUCUAAUGGCCCAAAGUUCCAGCUGUAGGUUGCUGACCAUAAAGUUGUUAUUCUUCCCUGGCUGUGAUCGUAAUAAUCCUGUAAAUCAGGCCGCUUUCCCAGGAACUUUGUUCAGCGGUUGGAUUUGCCUGGUGAUGCCUGGUUCCCAAGCUGAGGCUACAUACUCAAGAGUGUCUUGUAUAUUUUUGAGCAGGCAGAGGACAGGUUUUCAAUAUCAUAGGAAGCUGAGGGUCCGAUUUGCUAUCUAUAAAAUGGUUUCAUAGGUCCCGAUUGCAUUAAUCUUACAGUUUCUGGGUUGUGUCUAUGAGGGGAAUACUCUGCAUUGAUGAUUUUAUUCAUCCACAAUAUCUGGAUCAUACCAAAUUUCUUUGGGUGAACCCAUGUCCCUGAUGAUCCAGCAAUAACAGUCCCCCUGGAGUUUAGCAAGUCCUCCACUUUGAAAAACCAGCAGUCCUCCGCCAAACGCUGGCCUCGGGAUCUGCCAUCUCCUGGAGUUCGUUUAUGAGAGAGAAAAGUGCAGGGAACCAGUAACUGAACCAUGGGGUACUGCCGUUAUAGGACAGCUGCUUUUGUAGAAGUUUGUUUUUCAGUUCCACCUGAAUCUUGCAUGAUUCUUGGUAAUAGAAACCAUGCCGACUGUAAAAUGGCAUGAUUAAUCAACUUACAGAUUACCUCUGUCUUAAAUUCAUGAGGAGUAAUAAUAUAAAUUUUACAAUUCAGCUUAUUAACGUGAAUGUUUUGUAUGCGAGGGUUUUUGAUGACUGAAAUACUCUGUCUUCUGCAUAUAUCGUAGAUUGUGAUUACUGUUAUCUUUCAGGAGAUUUCUUGUUCAUUAAAUAGAAAUUUGAUGUUAUUUAAUAUCGCCAAUUAAAAUAUACGCAACAAUGAACUCACAAUCGAAAGUUUGUUUCCAAUGUAAGGAAAUGUGUAUGGAAAACAUCUACUUGACGUUAUUUCUGAAUUGAAAUCAAGGAAAUAUGAAUACCAGUUAUGUACAGGUAAUCAUGUAUUUAUUUUUGGUUUAUAGAAAUACAUUUACUGUAUAGAAAGUGUACCUAACGCUUGUAUUCAUGUGCUAUAUCAUUAUCAUGUAUCAAUUGAAUGUCAGUCAUUUUGUAGUCAAAUAUAAUCAUUAAGUUAUUCUUCUGACAGAAUCUCUCCAACACAUACAUGUUGAAUACAUGUUGGUUAAUGAAAUUCCAUUUCAAAAGACACUCAUUUUGUACUUUUCUGCAUGAUGUUAAUUUCAUUUCCGUCUUGUAAGGUAAUGUUUGAGUCAAAGGUAGAGUUGCCUCCCUUCGUAUAUGUCUUCACUGGAGGCGUAAGUAUAAUGGGCCAUAACAGAGAAUAAUGUGCAUAUCUAGCCAUCUUCUUGGAAAACAAGGAAAAUAAAGGUAACUGUUUAAGCAUGAAA